CUGAAACAAAUCGUUUGUUGAAGACAAAAACUGAAGUCGGAUUAGCGAUUAAAAGUUCAGCAUCUUAUCAAAAUCGACAACGGUUUGGACAAGCCUCAACUUUCUGAGCAUUGUCAUUUUGCAAGUGCGAAAUCAAAAGAACGAAAAGAGAAAAGCUGACGCUGCCGGCGCUGCUGUUACUGAUACAUAUACAAAUUAGUAAUCUCUUGCUCUGGGUGCUGAAUUCGUGUUUUUUUUUUGUUAUUAUUGAAUUUGAAGUGUCCAUAUUGCUGCUGUGCAAGCGACAACAACAACUGCAGGAUAGAAAAUCAGCGCACGCAUCAAUCGCAACGUCGACGUCAACGAAAUGGCGUUAAAAAAAGUGAAGGGAAAUUUCGAGCGCAUGUUUGAUAAAAACUUGACGGACCUGGUGCGCGGCAUACGAAAUAACAAGGAUAAUGAGGCCAAAUACAUAUCGCAAUGCAUAGAGGAAAUUAAGCAGGAGCUGCGUCAGGACAAUGUCAGCGUCAAGUGCAAUGCGGUGGCAAAGCUCACCUAUAUACAAAUGCUCGGAUAUGACAUCUCAUGGGCAGGUUUUAACAUCAUUGAGGUGAUGAGCUCAUCGCGCUUUACAUGCAAGCGAAUUGGUUACCUGGCUGCCAGUCAAUGCUUUCAUCCGGAUAGCGAGUUGCUUAUGCUAACCACGAACAUGAUACGGAAGGACCUCAACUCACAGAAUCAAUACGAUGCCGGUGUGGCGCUAAGCGGCCUUAGUUGCUUUAUAUCGCCAGAUUUGUCACGUGACCUGGCCAAUGAUAUUAUGACACUGAUGAGCUCGACCAAACCGUAUCUGCGAAUGAAGGCUGUUCUAAUGAUGUAUAAGGUAUUUUUACGUUACCCUGAAGCACUGCGACCUGCGUUCCCCAAGCUUAAAGAGAAACUCGAGGAUCCGGAUCCAGGUGUACAAUCGGCUGCUGUCAAUGUGAUUUGUGAGCUAGCACGUAAGAAUCCAAAAAAUUAUCUACCCUUGGCACCAGUAUUCUUUAAACUGAUGACAACAUCGACUAACAAUUGGAUGCUUAUUAAAAUAAUCAAACUGUUCGCGAGCCUUACAACAAUUGAACCGGCGCUGGGACGUAAACUGACUCAGCCCCUAAUUGAAAUUAUUUCCAGCACAUCUGCAAUGAGCCUCCUCUACGAGUGCAUUAACACGGUGAUCGCGGUCCUGAUCAGUAUCAGCAGCGGUAUGCCCAACCACAGUGCCUCCAUACAGCUGUGCGUACAGAAGCUGCGCAUCCUUAUCGAGGACUCCGAUCAGAAUCUCAAAUACUUGGGGCUACUGGCCAUGUCGAAGAUACUGAAAACGCAUCCGAAAAGUGUGCAGACGCACAAGGAUCUAAUAUUGGCUUGUCUGGACGACAAGGACGAGUCAAUACGAUUGCGUGCCUUGGAUCUGCUGUAUGGCAUGGUGUCUAAAAAGAAUCUGAUGGAGAUUGUGAAACGCCUGCUCGGCCACAUGGAGCGCGCCGAGGGCUCAGCGUAUCGGGAUGAGCUGCUCUUCAAAGUGAUUGAGAUAUGUGCGCAGAGUUCCUAUUUGUAUGUGACCAAUUUUGAAUGGUACAUGACCGUGCUAGUCGAGCUAAUCCAAUUAGAGGCUGGCUCCAAGCACGGCUGCCUGAUUGCCGAGCAACUGCUCGACGUGGCCAUUCGUGUUCCGGUGGUACGUCAGUUUGCCGUCAUCGAGAUGACCAAUCUGCUAGACACGUUCGCCGUCUCGACGCAAAGCAACUCCAUGUACGAAGUGCUCUAUGCAGCCGCUUGGAUUGUCGGCGAAUUCUCCAGCGAACUAGCAGAUGCCGAAAAGACCCUAAACAUACUGAUGCGACCUCGACAACUGCCCGGCCACAUCCAGGGUGUCUAUGUGCAGAAUGUCAUCAAGCUCUUUGCUCGCCUUGCUACCACCUGUCUCGAGCAACAGAAUAUGUCCGGCAUCGUGUGUCUGUGCGAUCACGUCCUGGAGAAACUGCACCACUUCAAUGGCUCCAACGACAUUGAAGUCCAGGAGCGUGCCAACUCGGCGUGCAUGCUAAUCGAGAUGCUGCGCAAGCAAUUGACUGCGUCUGAUGAGACCGCGACGACGGGAGCCAUACCAACGUUAGCAAUUGAGAUUGUUCAGGAAAUGGCGCUACUGUUUGCCGGCGAGCUGAUACCCGUUGCGCCCAAGGCACAGCGCAAGGUGCCGCUGCCGAAUGGCCUGGAUUUGGAUGAGUGGAUCAAUGAGCCGCCACCUGAGGACGCGAGUAGCUCUUCCUCCGAUCACGAUAAGGAUGAGUUGUUUGUGAGCUCAACUCAUGAUGGCAACGAUGCUGCCGGCGGCGUUCAUGCGGGCGCCAAGCGACGCAAAAGUCUAGAGCUGACACCAGAACAAAUGGAGCGUCAGCGCGUGGCUCGUCUUAUCGAGCAGUCGAACAAUCCACACUAUCUUAAAUCAACGCCAAUCUCUUCGUCCAUUGCCAUCGGCAUCAGCAGCAAUAACUCAAAUGCGGAUCAAUAUGACAAUAUCGAUGAUAUUCCCAUAACAGAGAUACCACUGGACAUUGAAGGAGUCGUCGCAUUGCGGGUGGGCAUUACGAAGCGAUCGGACAAAUAUCUACAGACACUGCAAGCGACAACGUCGCUCAGCAGUAAAGAUGCUAAGAGAAAGCAUAAAAAGGGUAAAAAGAGCAAAAAAUCAAAAAACAAAGUGGCCUACAACAGCAGCUCCGAGUCGGAGGCGGAACCAAAACCGCUGCAUCUUGUUAACACAACGCUGGACAUGCCUGAGGGUGUUACACUGUCUGACAGCGAGGAUAAGGACGGAAAAUACGAUCCAAAUGAUCCACACCGUGCGCUUGAUAUUGAGCUAGACAUCUCCAUGUUUGAAACACCCGCGAAGGUAUCCAAGGGUUCGGUAUCGAUCAGCCCCAACAAAGAAAAUCUCAAGGCGCCAACGCAAGCUGGCACGUCCAGUUCAAAGGGCACCGACGCCGUCGCUGGUAAAAAGGAGAAGAAAUCCAAGGAAAAGAGACGCGCCGACCGUAAAACGAGUAAGGAGCAAGCAGUGCCCAAUUUGAUCGAUACGGAAGGUAGCCCCUACCGGGCUUCAACAGACAAUGGCGGCAGCAGUAACAACAACAACAUUAUCCUCUCCGAUACGGCUCACAGUCAGCAUAAAAAGAAGAAGCGAGAGAAGAGCGAGAAGGCUGCGCACAAAUCAAGCAAACAAUUGAUUGAUGAUGCUCCAAAAACAACAACAACAACCUGCACAAACAUUAUCGAUGUGGGUGACAAUGCGAGUGCAGAGCCGGAAGCCGAGCCGGCUAUCAUUAAGGCCCACAGGAAGAAGCAUAAAAAAGAAAAGUCGCAGCAUAAAGAGAAGCGGAUGCACAAAACGGCCGCAUCAGACUAUGAACAGCCGCAGGGUGUAUCGACGCCCAGCAAAGAGAUUUUCUAAUUACAAAAGCAGACAAAACAUCAAUGCAUCAUCGUCAAUGGCCCACACACAAUUUUCAUAUAAUAAGUAUGGUAAAGAAAUUGGUCAUUAUGCUGAAAAAAUGCCUAUUCUUCUCAUCCUACGACUAAAUUAUCGCUGCGAUAUAAAAGCAACUUGAACAAAUGCUAUUAAAAAGACAGAAGCACGUAUAAAUAAAGCUACAUAUACACAUUAUAUUCUUAUUUGAAAAUCCGCAUUUGCCAUUGCGGCUUAAAAAAAAAAAAGAAUCGAUGAAAUUAUGAACCAACAGGAAACAAGAUAAUUGGGUACUAUUUAUAUACCUUUUGAUUGAAACCCAAUUCCAAACUAUACUUGAUACAAUAUAUAUAUAUUUAAUGUUUAAAGUAAUGCCAAUUAAAAAGAAAUCAACAUAAUUAAGCGAAAUUAUUGUAUUGUUUCAUACUAUAUAUAUACAAAUAUAUAAACGUUGAAUAUAUCAAAAGUGCAUAAUGUAUAUAUGUACAAUAAAGAAAACAAAACCGGAGAAAAUGGUACACCUACAA
Drosophila grimshawi is the source of this 4014-nucleotide messenger RNA. It is a transcript of the gene garnet, whose product is annotated as AP-3 complex subunit delta. Gene Ontology annotation, biological process: synaptic vesicle budding from endosome; synaptic vesicle membrane organization; protein targeting to vacuole. NCBI's taxonomy places the organism in Eukaryota, Metazoa, Arthropoda, Insecta, Diptera, Drosophilidae. Gene Ontology annotation, cellular component: AP-3 adaptor complex; presynaptic endosome; endosome membrane. The record is from RefSeq and is a predicted model, not a curated record. The transcript is spliced from 13 exons. Bases 347 to 3472 code for a protein of 1041 amino acids.